Molecule: messenger RNA, 1042 nt
Organism: Durusdinium trenchii
Lineage: Eukaryota; Dinophyceae; Suessiales; Symbiodiniaceae
Source: the annotation of a GenBank genome assembly
AUCUUGGCUCACAGCCUCGCAGCUGCUCGAAGAGCAGUGUGCAGGCCCAGCAUGCCGUUUGUACCGAUCUCGAGCCGCAAGCCUCAUGCACUCCUGCUGGAUCAUGACAAGGACCGCAUCCGUGCUCAGAUGCAAUCCAAAGAUGAAGCAAGCGUGGCGGAACAUUAUGGCCUAGCGCCAAGUUCCCGAGGCUACCGAUUUGGGAACCACCCAAUGACUCGCGGCCCCGUCAGGGGGCCGGAGGUGCCUUUCAAGGAGGCAACGCGACAUUGGAAGCCUUCGGAGGUUGAGCGCGAGGGGCCAAUGGCAAAGGUGGAUGUGAAGCAAGCCAAAGUUGGUGCAUAUUGGGACGGCUCCCAUGUAAAGCUUGCAGCCCUUCGCAAUUGCCAGUCCUCUCCAGCGUUGCAGCAGUCAGCUGCAGAAGUUAUGCAGGCGUGCCACCCCUUGACUACAGAGCUCCGGCGAUGGGAGAAGCUUGCCAAGGUGACUGAGAGAGGGGAGAUCAAUGAGGACGUCCAAUCUUCAAUGGCAGCGAGCCGAAAGCUGUGCCAAGCUGGCGUGCGGCCAAAACCAGUUUUUGCAGGAGGACUUGUGAACUUCCCCAAAUAUAUGCUGAUCAACAACUGUCACCUCAAGCAGAUGGACCUGCAACGAUAUGCUGACCAAUGUGCUGAGGAGGUGAAGCCAGAUUUGCCAAUGGCUCAAGUGAGCCUGGCGAGAAGGGGUGAAGCCAGCCCCAGCAGCUCAGUGAGGAUGCAAGAGCCCUCUUGGGGUGCUCCCAAGUUGAAGAACCAUGAUCAGGAGGAGCCUUGCUUUGCUGGUAAUGCCAUGCCUUCUGGACGUGCUAGCCGCACCUCAGCCUGGCUGCGGAUGGGAUAAGCUCCAGUCAGCAAAGACCUUUCGACCGUUUCAGGAGGCAGCGCAGGAAGCUGGCAUUUAGCCAAGUCCUGUGCGAACGCUGCCUUGCACAAAAGUUUGCCUGACAAUCCAGGCAAUGUAGGUUUUUAAAGUGUUGAUAUGGGCAACGAAGUGCGGAGUUGGC